AUGGAGUGGGCUUCAAGCCUUUUCUCAAAUAUUUAUUCCGUCGAUGCUCAAGAUGAAUACGUCUAUAUGGUGCCCGGGCGUGCAAGUGGUAGCACUAAUGGUAUCUAUGUAUUUGUCGGUCGCGCUGGCACUGGAUUGGUCGAGUUUGGGUUUGCUCCAACCAGCCGUCCAUUUGGUCAGCCACAUGUACUUCGUGUUUCGCCGGACGGUCACAACAUAUUUGUUGGCGACAUUGCUCAGGGACAACCGACUCUUUGGAUAUUUAGGAUUCAACACGAUGGAGCUACUUUGCCCACGCAUGGCUCUUCAUUCUCGGGUGCGUUUCGCGCAGCGUCAGAGGCUCCUGGAGCUACCGGUAUCUUGGUUUCGCUAGCCUUUGCUGUACUAGUUGUUGGAUUCGUCGUGAUUCGGAGACGACGAUUAGCCUCUACUCGUGGGCAUGCGAAUUUUGAUAAGAAGGGAUUCAAGCCGCUUCGGACGGAGGAGACGGUUGGGUUCAUUAGCGACGGCUCAGAGACUGAAUAG
This is a messenger RNA of Ostertagia ostertagi, 525 nucleotides long. The record is from the annotation of a GenBank genome assembly. Lineage: Eukaryota; Metazoa; Nematoda; Chromadorea; Rhabditida; Trichostrongylidae.